AUGUCAUCUGCUGAGAAUGCAAACAAGCCUUUAAACCUUGCAGCUAAGAGGAUUUUGAAACUGGUCAAAUGGUCACAAAAAAUGCGUGAAGACACUCCAGCUUUGAAAAAGAUGGCACAUGAGAUCACCAUGACUUUGGCAACCGCAUUUGCCCAACACGGCAAUGCUGCUACUUUGCUGGUGCCCAUACUCUUGUCCUGCGCUACUGAAAUCCAGGACAAGAGCACACCUGAUGGCAGGCUGAGAGCAUUGCCUGAUUUGUCUGUCAUUUCAGAUGACGACCAAUGGAUUCAAAACCAUCCUUUGUAUGGCAAGACCCUUGUGUACUGGCACCAAGAUUCAGACAAUGCACCACCGGCAGGACCUGCCAUCCCCACCCCAGUGCUGUAUGUCUCGCUGCCACCACCACCAACAGUUGUUGCUCUGACUCCAAUGUCUUUCCCCCUUAAGCACAACCUAUUUGUGCCCGGAAAUGUGAAGAAAUGA
Suillus discolor is the source of this 486-nucleotide messenger RNA. RefSeq lists its product as uncharacterized. NCBI's taxonomy places the organism in Eukaryota, Fungi, Basidiomycota, Agaricomycetes, Boletales, Suillaceae. The record is from RefSeq and is a predicted model, not a curated record. Bases 1 to 486 code for a protein of 161 amino acids. The transcript has 2 exons.